AUGGAGAGGAAAUUAAGGAAGAAGAAGUUUAGGAAGGAGAAGAAGUUGAGGAAGAAGAAGUUUUGGAUGGAGAAGAUGUUAUGGAUAAAGAAGAAAGUAUGGAUGGGGAAGAAGUUUGGGAUGGAGAAGAAUCUACUAAUUAAGGAAGGCGAAGAAGUUACGGAGGAUGGAGAAGAAGUUAGGGAAGGAGAAAAGGUUAAGAAUGAAGAACAAGUUAAGGAUGGAGAAAUAGUUUGUGAUGGGGAAGAAGUGAAGGAAGGAGAAGAGGUUAAGGAAGAAGAAGAAGAAGAAGAAGAAGAAGAAGAAGUUUUGGAUGGAGAAGAAGUUAAGGGUAAAGAAGAAAGUAUGGAUGGGGAAGAAGUUUGGGAUGGAAAGGAAGUUAAGGAGGGAGAAAUGAUCAUGGAUGGAGAAGAAGUUAAGGAAGGAGAAGAAAUUAGGGAUGAUGAGGAAGAAAGUAAGGAUGGAGAAGAAGAAGUUAUGGACGGAGAAGAUGUUAAGGAAGGAGAAGAAACUAAGGAAGGAGAAGAAGUUAGGGAUGGAGAAGAAGUUUGGGAUGGAGAAGAAGUUUGGGAUGGAGGAGAAGUUUGGAAUGGAGGAGAAGAAUCGAAGUAUGGAGAAGAAAUUAAGGAAGAAGAAGUUUAG
Molecule: messenger RNA, 642 nt
Organism: Sphenostylis stenocarpa
Lineage: Eukaryota; Viridiplantae; Streptophyta; Magnoliopsida; Fabales; Fabaceae
Source: the annotation of a GenBank genome assembly